Messenger RNA from Rana temporaria (common frog), 1677 nucleotides. Its product is annotated as vomeronasal type-2 receptor 26-like. Gene Ontology annotation, cellular component: membrane. NCBI's taxonomy places the organism in Eukaryota, Metazoa, Chordata, Amphibia, Anura, Ranidae. Bases 1 to 1677 code for a protein of 558 amino acids. The transcript is spliced from 6 exons. Gene Ontology annotation, molecular function: G protein-coupled receptor activity. The record is from RefSeq and is a predicted model, not a curated record. Gene Ontology annotation, biological process: G protein-coupled receptor signaling pathway.
AUGGCAAAAGCAUUACAUUAUAUGAAUCAGUUCUAUAAAGGAAAAUCUGAUGAUAAGCAACAUCAUUAUUACAGACAUAAGACCAGCGACUUUGCUGCAUUACACUAUCGCUAUUUCUGCGACUUUGUCACAAGUGGUGUCAGAAGUGGGAUAGAGGUUGAUCAACCGGAACCCGGCCCAGAGGCAACCAGUGAAAGUGAUGAGGAGGGUAUAGGUAUCCUAGAUAUUUCGGGUAGUGGCUUUGGCCGAGACCAGGCAGAUGAUCCCCUGUUGCAGGAAGCCAGGAGUAACGUGGUAGAGGUUAAUGGGAGCACUCAAGUGCAUCAGCUGAUUAACGAUGAAAAUGUCACUCCCAUUCAGAAUCAGUAUGCAAUAGACAUAGAAGAACAAAUAGCUUUUUCUUUAGAGCAGAAACAGCUGUCUAACUUUUUGAAAAAAAUUAAGUAUUCAUUUGAUUCUAAUGAACCAGUUGCAUUAUUCAAUGACGAUGGAGAAUUUGUUUAUAAGUACAAAAUAACAAACUGGAUACAUGAAGAUGGCAUGCAUAUGAUUUAUAAAGAUGUGGGAAAUUUUACACCCUGGGCACCAGAGGAUCAGCAAUUUCAGAUCGACAUCGAGGCCAUAACAUGGAAAUUCAGCAAUGGGGUUCCGGAAUCUCGAUGCUCCGGACCCUGUUUACCCGGCAGCAGAAAAAAAUUUGGAUCUUCAAUUCACAAAUGCUGCUAUGAGUGCGUCACAUGUCCAGAAGGAGAGAUAUCCAACUCUUCUGACAGUGAAAACUGCAUAAAAUGUCCUGAUGAUGAAUGGCCAAAUGAGAAGAAGGAUCGGUGUGUUCCAAAUUUGGUGGAAUUUCUCUCCUACACUGAUGAUACAAUUGUUUCAAUAUUUUCAUCUGUCUCCAUCUCCUGUUGUUUAAUGACUGGUUUAAUAUUGGGAAUAUUUAUACAAUACCAGGACACCCCCAUUGUCAAAGCUAAUAACCUGAACCUGAGCUAUCUUCUCCUGGUCUCCAUCAUGCUGAGCUUCCUCUGUGUCUUCUUGUUCCUCGGACGUCCAGUAGAUGUGACCUGCAUGUUGCGUGUAACCUCUUUUGGUGUCAUCUUCUCAGUUGCUGUCUCUUCUCUACUUGCCAAAAGUAUCAUGGUGUGUAUUGCUUUUAAAUCAACCAAACCUGGAAGUUCUUGGAAAAAAUGGAUGGGAGCCGGAUUUCCAAUUUCUAUAUUGUUGAUGUUUUCACUGAUUCAAGUAAUAAUCUGUGUCACUUGGUUAUCUAUUUCUCCACCCUUCCAGGAUCUGGACACUCACUCUUAUCAGGGAAAGAUCAUCAUUCAGUGUAAUGAGGGUUCAGUUAUCGGCUUCUACUCUGUCCUGGGAUAUACGGGGCUCCUGGUAGCUGUGAGUUUCAUUAUAGCUUUUUUAGCCAGGACAUUACCGGACACGUUUAAUGAGGCCCAGUACAUCACCUUCAGCAUGCUGGUGUUCUGCAGUGUCUGGAUUGCCAUGAUCCCGGCCUAUCUGAGCACUAAAGGGAAAGACAUGGUGGCUGUGGAGAUUUUUGCUAUAAUGGCAUCAAGUUCUGGACUUCUUGGCUGUAUAUUUUUCCCAAAAUGUUACAUAAUUCUGUUUAGACCCGAUCUCAAUACAAAAAUAGGCUUACUGAAAAAUAAAGAAAAAUAA